Peromyscus californicus insignis is the source of this 3509-nucleotide messenger RNA. RefSeq names its product tetratricopeptide repeat domain 19 (gene Ttc19). The coding region runs from base 25 to 1128 and encodes 367 amino acids. NCBI's taxonomy places the organism in Eukaryota, Metazoa, Chordata, Mammalia, Rodentia, Cricetidae. Gene Ontology annotation, biological process: mitochondrial respiratory chain complex III assembly. The record is from RefSeq and is a predicted model, not a curated record. Gene Ontology annotation, cellular component: mitochondrial inner membrane. The transcript is spliced from 10 exons. Gene Ontology annotation, molecular function: protein binding.
GAACGCCGAGGACGCGUCGGCAGCAUGUUCCGGCUGCUGCGCUGGCGUCUGGGCCGAACCCUGCUGCGGGCCGCGGGCCGCCGGUGCGGAGGCUGCGCGGCCCGCCUGCUGCCCGAGCGGGCGGGCGACACGGGGCCGGGCGCCGGCGGGCUGCGGGGCCGAGGCGCGCCGGCGCGGGGCCAGGGACUGCUGCCGCUGUUAGCAGCGUUCGCCUGGUUCGCGCGGCCCACGGUGGCGCGGGAGCCGCCGGAAGAGGAGGACGCGGCAGACGAGGCGGAGGCCGAGAUCAUCCGGCUCCUGAAGCGAGCCAAGUUGAGCAUCAUGAAAGAUGAGCCAGAAGCAGCGGAGCUAAUUUUGCAUGAUGCUCUUCGCCUUGCGUAUCAGAGUGACAACAAGAAAGCCAUCUCUUACACUUACGACUUGAUGGCCAACUUAGCAUUUAUCCGAGGGCAACUUGAAAAUGCAGAACAACUUUUUAAGGCAACCAUGAGCUACCUGCUUGGAGGAGGUAUGAAACAGGAAGACAAUGCAAUUAUUGAAAUCUCUCUGAAGCUGGCCAGUAUCUAUGCUGCUCAGAAUAAACAGGAAUUCGCCCUUGCUGGCUAUGAAUUCUGCAUUGCAACUCUAGAGGAAAAAAUUGAAAGAGAGAAGGAAUUAGCAGAAGAUGUUAUGUCAGUGGAAGAGAAAGCCAAUACCUACCUCCUCCUUGGCAUGAGCUUAGACUCUUGUGCACGCUACCUGCUGUUCUCUGGGCAUCUAUCACAGGCACAGAGGAUGUAUGAAAAAGCCCUGCAGAUUUGUCAAGGAAUACAAGGAGAAAGACACCCACAGACCAUUGUGCUGAUGAGUGACUUGGCUACUACUCUGGAUGCACAAGGACGCUUUGAUGAUGCCUACAUUUAUAUGCAGAGGGCGUCAGAUCUGGCAAGAGAGAUAAAUCAUCCUGAGCUGCACAUGGUGCUCAGCAAUCUGGCUGCCAUCUUGACACACAGAGAGCGAUACACACAAGCAAAAGAGAUCUACCAGGAAGCACUGCAGCAGGCAGAGCUGAAGAGAGAUGAGGUUUCUGUGCAGCACAUCAGGGAAGAACUGGCUGAGCUGUCGAGAAAAAGUAGACUUCUGACUUAAUUGUUAAGAUGUUAAGUUCAUUUUGUUGCAGAGGGUAAUUUCUGGUAGCCCAAAGGAGUGACUGUUCUUCAGUGUCGGGACCCUAAGCAGAGAUGUGAAUCAUUGUUGAAAUUCAGCUUUCUUCAACUCAGCCUCGGUGAAGGACAAGUUGUAUACACUGCCACGUUUGUUUUUAAAUUUAGUUUACUUUGAGAUGAGGUGUUGGCCUCCAACUUGGAGUCCUCCUGCCUCAGUCCCCCAAGUGCUGGGACUGUUGAUAGGCAGGUACACUGUGCCUGGCCCUCCGUUUGUUUGUAAAGGUGCAGCAGCCUUCACCCUGUACUGACUGACUUCUGAGGGCUUGAUGUGAAGUAAGUGGUGUUUUCCAGUGCAGCACGUAAGGGCCGUCCAGCCUGGUCUGAGAAAACUAGAUUAAGUGGCCAAGUUCUCCACGUGUGGUCAUUACACCUUCCGUAAGAUUUUGGUUCAUACUUUCUCUUCUCUAUCCAUUUCUGGCAAACAAGUUACUUGUCUGAAGGCACAGGAGGAUUUUGGUAAGUUCUCUUACAGUCUUUUAUUGAAGCAUUGUGAGAUUUAAUGAAUAUGGGGGAAAUGAGAAUUCUAGUUGGCCGCAGUACGGAGCAUUAGCUUCUGAAGUGGAAGUUAGGCCCUUAGUCUCCUGGUUACAUGUAACAACUAAAAAUGGUGGUGGCAGAAAGAAGGAAGCCUCUCAUCAGUGCUGUCUUAGCCCUGGGCUUCCUUUACAGUCACAGUCACCUAGUAGAGUUGAGCUGAACCCAAUACUAAUACUGACAGCACUGAUGUGUACCAUUGGCAGUAUGGAACCGCUGACCUGGAUCCUACUUAGCUCUGGCUUUUUACUUUGCAAUCUCUGUAUUUACGCUGUGAAGUGGGAAACCAAUUAGAUUCUUUUUCUGAUGACUUAAAAUGAAUCGACUGUUAUGUUAAAAAAAACAUUAUCACUGCUUCAGAGUACAUACAUACAAGUUAACAUGGAUGGAUGCUUUUACCUGAGAGAGAAGACAAUUUUUCUGGGUGCCAUGAAGGAACACUGGUGGUGUUGGCAUUUCAUGGAGGUGGGCGACGUGAGUAGGACUGGCCAAUGGACUUUUGGUUCAUAUGUUUGUACUGGGAGAACCUUCAUAAUAAACUAGAGACUAUGUAAUAUUGUAUGUAUUCUAAUAAUCUUUGAAUCAUAGAAAAGUAAUCGACUGAGUUACUAAAAGGGAAAAACCCUAAGGUCCAAAUCCUCGGACUUAGACCAGAGUUGUGUGUUGUGCAUUUACCACUCCCUAGUUCACCACGUAUUGACCCAUUAACCAAGAAUAACAAGAGAUAAGAUUUCAAUCACUUCUUGCUUUGAGAAUGUUUUACUGUUUCAUAAUUCCAGAGUUAGGAAAAGUAAAGUCUUAGGAUUUUGAAUCCUCCAUAGUGAUUCACCUCAUGGUCCUGAGGCUGGGGAGGCUGCAAUUUGCAGAUAGAUGUCUGAUAUGCAUGUUCCCAGGAGCGUUCUUUUGCACUGUUAUAAAAAAGGCAGUGAGACAGAGGGACUGAUCGCCUUUUACUGAUUACAACUUUAAACAAUUUACAUUUAAUUUCAUAUUAAAGUUUUGAACUACACCAUGUUACUGGAGUUUUCAGGGAAUAAGUGUAUGUAAGACAAAAAUCACAGCAUAUGAAAAUUUAAAGUGUAGUAUAAAAUUUCUCACUAAAUAGACUGGAAAGUUGUCAGAAUAUUACCUCUACUGGAAGACCUUGAUUUAGUUGUAUGUGCAUGUGUUACAGAUAUAGUGUUGGCCCACAAAAUGCUACACCUUGAUUUGUAGCUGACUUCAUAAUCUCAGUGCUUGCUUGCUCCCUCCUUAGUAGUAUCACGGUAAGGCGUACCUCCACCUCUCUAGGUAAACUUUGUGAGGAUCUUGUUCUAGUUGUUUUGAACUAAGAAUUGAUGCUGGAUUUCGUGUUGUGGUGAGCAUGGAGCAAGCUAGGCUCAUCUGUCCUAAAGUGAACCCAACCCGGAACGGCAAAAGACCCUUAGGGUCAGUCAUCAUCAUCAUCUUUCGGGCCAGUUGGCCAGAUGAUUUACUAAGUUCUAGGCUAUUACUGGAACUUGGCAGGGGGUGGAGGGGGUGGGCUUUCAGCAGUAAACUUAAUCAAACACUUAGUCUUAGUCUUCAUUAUGUUUAUGAUUAUUGUAAAGGUACACUUUGGACACUUGUAAACUUUACAAGUGAUAAGAAUCCUAUCUCACUGUGUAGCCUUGGCUGGCCCAGAACUCAUCUUGUAAUCCAGGCUACCCUUGUACGUUUAGUGGUGUGCCUGCCUCUGCCUUCCAAUUGCUGAGAUUAAAGGUGUGUGCUACCAUGCAUGGCUAAAGUUUA